AUGACCACUGAUUCGAAAGAAAAGUCUGGCUCUUACACACCUUACCAAUACCAAUGCUGUGGUCUUACACAGAAGGGUGUUCGAUGCAAGAAGAAAGUACGCGGUUCUCGAGAUUAUUGUCAUUAUCAUCAGGAUCAAGCGAAUAAUCUACUGGGUAGAAUAAACGGUAAACUCCAUGAAAAGGUUAGCGAGGCCUUUCAUGAACGUCCUCUGGCCUCAGAGCCUGUACUUGCAUACUCGCAUAAACCUUCGAAUACUAAUUCGCCUAAGCAUCAUAAUAAACCAGGAUAUAUCUAUGUCUAUACCUUAACUAGUUUAAUUGAAAAUGAAAAGAAAAACAAUGAACUGUGGCUCAAGGUAAGAAACAUCCCCAAUACUUCUUCUAAGGACAAAGACAAAUGGCUCCCCUUUGAUUAUAGGAAACAUCCGUAUACUUUGAUCAAAGUAGGAAUGACUACCCAAACAGUUGAAAAAAGACUUCAACAAUGGGAAAAUCAAUGCCAGCAUGGUUUGACAUGUUUGAUCCCCAAUCUGCAUAACUCCGGGCUCAACAAGUCUGUUCUAUCUUCUUCAAUGGAUCGGUUCGGCCCUCUUUUCUCCUCCACUUCGGACCAGUAUAAAACUCUUCGGGUACGCGAUCAAGGGUUCUAUGCACCUAAUUCGAUCUUACAGGCUGAAACUCAAAUUCACCAAAUAUUAAGAGAUAAAUACGGUAGUGGAGAUGUACUCUGUACUGCUUGUAAGAAGAAUACAAAAACAGUUGAGGAAGCCGAACAUGCUUCGAAACUAUUGAGAUUAUUCAAGAAACAUAAACAGGAAUCGUUCAAGAAGGGCACCUACAACAUUCAUGUUGAAUGGUUUCUCAUUCCUAAACUGGAUCUCGAAUAUGUUUAUCGAGUCAUAGACACAACGUGUCUGCAAUACUAUUUCUAG
Messenger RNA from Hyphopichia burtonii NRRL Y-1933, 933 nucleotides. RefSeq lists its product as uncharacterized. Bases 1 to 933 code for a protein of 310 amino acids. The transcript is spliced from 2 exons. NCBI's taxonomy places the organism in Eukaryota, Fungi, Ascomycota, Pichiomycetes, Serinales, Debaryomycetaceae. The record is from RefSeq and is a predicted model, not a curated record.